CUCACCCAUCCAGCGUCAAUCGCCACCAGAAACUUGGCCCCAGCAAUUUGCCGAUUCCAGUCCUUGUGCUUUUUGCUUUGGUUCCAUUCCAUGAUUGACUUCCUCUGCCAACCUCUUCCCACAAUCUUGAACCGGGGGAGAUCGAUCUGCGGCGACUUCUUCCUGCGCCUUGCCUUGGGUGAUUCGCCUGGCUUCGCCUCCCUUCCUCACCUCAAGCGAACCUCCCGCAUCACUCGAGCCAGCCCUCUUCGGCAUCCGACCUGAGCCCCCCCGCCCUAAGGUAGCCCAGCCCAACCGAGAGAGAGAAAGAGAGAGUGCGCGACCUGAACGAUACAUCAUUUUCAACGUCCAGCGCAUCGUCAUUUCCAUCGCAAUCUACACGUUUGCCAUCUUCUCAUUUGCUAUAUUCCUUUCCACUAUUCCGUACUCCUCCCACCUCCCCCGCCAUGGUCUAGACAAACUGCGACAUUUGCGACGUUCCCCCCCCAACAAGCAAUCAUCUGCGGUGACGGCUGCUUGCCUGUGAGUGUAUCCCUAUCUUCAUUCCCAUUCUCCCAACCUUGGUAUACCUGCUUGUUCCCAUUCCUUCACCUUUUCCCACUGUUCCCUUGCUCUGGCCUUGGCAAUCCUCUGUGCCCCUCUAUCAGCCUUACCUACCAUGUAUUGUGCUUUACACACCUCUUGUACUAUUGCCUCCUCCAGCCGCCUGUCUUGAGCAACUCACGUUAUGCCUGGUGACGCAAGGAUGCAUGCCCACGAAGUCCUUCUUGAGCCAGCCCAUCGUGGGAAGAGGGAGGAGGGGCACUGUGUGUAUUUUCAACCUCAUUCCCCCCACUUGCGUCCGGUUGGUCUAGAUGGUCUUCCUUCCCCCCUGCCUUCCUCGAUAGCCACAGACAAGUGCAUCUCGGUCGCAAAAUUUUCCGCCAUGAUUCAUUUCUCAAAAUUAUUCUUGGUCGCGCAAAUAGUAGCUUAAGUUGACAUGAACACUGUAGGUCAAUACUAUCUCGCCCGCGGAUAUCAAGGCGUGCUUCGACCCCCAUUGUGCAACCAAGUAGAACCGACAGAGGAGCGGCCGGUCUCUCGUGACAUAAAAUUCACGCUGCCCGGCCAUGGUUAACACUCCGCCGGCCAAGGCCGUCUCUGAGAGUCGCCGCGAGAGGGAGACAUUCAGAUAUGACAGCUCCUUGAUCGCACAUACAGUCUACAACGACCCAAACAAUCUCAAGCCAUCCUCGGAACUUCGGUCAUGUCCCGAUGCGGCACUCACUUCCUUCGCUGAACUCGGCGCUCUACGCCUAAAUGCCACCCGGGCCAUGAUAUCCCUCUUCGACAGCAAGUAUCAGUACGUCGUUGCUGAAGCUACGCAGUCACUCGCCCUGACUCCCAACACCAACCCCCCCGAAACCCAGCGCGGGGAUAUCGACCAGCUGCUACUGUGCGGCACUGCUAUCCCACGAUCGUCCGGCAUAUGCGAGCUCAUCCUCUCAAUCUCCGAUCACCUCGACGAAAAACAUCCUUCGGGUCCCCAUCAGCUGCCUGUUACCGUUAUUCCGGACCUUUCUGAAGAUCCUAGGACCUCCCAGCGAGCCUUCUGUCUCAAUACGCCGCAAUGUCGCUUCUAUGCCGGAGUUCCAAUCCGUUCACAAAGCGGUAUACACAUUGGUGUCUUUAGCAUCUACGGAGAUACCCCGCGCAAAAGCUUUGACAAUGUGGAAAAUCAACUUAUGCAGGAUAUUUCGAAAGUGAUCCUGAACUACCUCGACGCAAAACGGAACAGGGACGAUCACCGACGCGCAGACAGGAUGGUUCGCGGCGUAGGCAGCUUCAUCGAGGGCAAGAGCACCAUGUCGGGAUGGAGGGACAGGAAUAAUAUUGACUCGUUCGAUGACCACCCGUUUUUUGAGGGAGCUCUGAACAAGAACCAGCAAAAGAUCGAACGCCAGAGAGAGAUGGUGGCAUUCCAGGCUUUUCAAGCACAGCAAAACCAGUCGUCUGCUGUUGCGAUGCAGAAUGUGCCGCAGCCGAAAGCUCAAGGGUCGGAGGAUCGGCCGGUUUCGCCUACAACUGCUCCUCGACCUUCCCCUUCACCAAACCAAGAUCCGAAGGCACUGCCAUCUGUAUCUGGGACCUCCUUGGAUAGUAUUCGUUCCGGGUCAGAAAGCAUUUCCCAGGGAGACGGUGACUCGCACAUGUCACAUAUUCGGCACGUUUUCUCAAAGGCCGCCAACAUUGUUCGGGAAGCUAUAGAAGUUGAGAGCGUGCUUUUCGUGGACGCCAGCAUCGGCUCGUUUGGAGGGCUUGCUGGCCCUAGAGGGACUAACAUGAGGUCUUCCAGAGGCCGCGGCUCAUCCUCCUCCUCUAGCGACGAGCAAAUAAGCCCGGGCAUAGGUGUUGGAAGUGUACUGGGCAGCGAUAGCGACCAAGAGGGCAGCCUUUGUGCGGUCCUCGGCUUCUCGAGUUCAUCAAUCUCAAGCGUCGAUGGAGACAUACCGUCUCUGAGUCACACCUCGGUAUCUGAAAAGUUCCUCGCAAAACUGUUACGAAGAUAUCCGGAGGGCAAAAUUUUCAACUUCGACGAGAACGGCUCUAUUCAAUCUAGCGACCAUUCCGGCGACGAUCACACUGUACAGCAAGAAACACCACUUCAGGAAAUAGCAGACUUCAUCAAGGCCCCAGCCGAGGACGAACGGCAACGAACUAAGAAACGGAAGCAAGCUUACUCGAGACGGAACGAAGGGAAAACACUCAGCGGCCUAUUUUCAGGAACACGAAGCAUGGCCAUCAUACCUCUGUGGGACGUACAAAAGCAACGCUGGUACGCUGGCGGGUUCGCAUGCACCAAGACCCCGACUCGCGUCCUUACCAUCGAAGGCGAGCUCAGCUACUUACGCGCCUUUGCAUCAGUCGUCAUGUCAGAGGUCGAUCACGUCAGCUCGAUGCUUGUUGACAAGGCGAAGACGGACCUGUUAUCCUCGCUAUCUCACGAGCUGCGGUCGCCGUUGCAUGGUAUCAUUCUUGGCGCGGAGCUGAUGCACGAUACCACUAUGGACGCUUUCCAGGGAGAGACGCUAGUUUCGAUCGAAAAUUGUGGCCGCACGCUGCUGGAAACCAUCGACCACCUCCUGGACUGGAGCAAGAUCAACAACUUCAUCGGGCCUUCAAAGCAUAGAAGAAAUUCGGCCGCAUUUGGUGAGCGAGGCUUGAGAGCUCGUGAUCAGAAAAUUAGUAUCGAAGCUGGCAUGAUGAGCAUCACAUCAAAUGUCGAAGUCGAUGUCCUGUCUGAAGAGGUUGUCGAGAGCGUCUGUGCUGGCUUCAGUUACCAACGCGUCUCUGUGGCUCAACUUGCAGGCAACAGACCGACGGAGCACGCCGACACUACGGCGUUGCGCAGACUUGACAGUAUGCAAGCAAUGGAGGAAAUGGCGACUCGAACCAAUAGACUCGGGGACUUGCAACUCGUCCUCGGCGACGUAUCCAUUACCUUCGACAUUUCGCCCGCGAUUUCUUGGGGUUUCCAUACACAGCCUGGAGCUUUGAGGCGAGUCAUCAUGAAUCUCCUAGGGAACUCGCUCAAAUACACCGACAAGGGAUUCGUCAACGUCAAUGUAAACCAGCUGGCCCCGACGACCGAUGCACCGCCCAGAAAGGCCAUCAUUCAGAUCGAUGUCGUAGAUUCCGGACGCGGCAUUAGUCAGGAAUACCUACAGCAUCAUCUAUUCGCGCCUUUCGCUCAGGAGGACUCUUUUGCUGCCGGGGCUGGUCUUGGUCUGAGCUUGGUCAAGCAGAUAGUCAACAAGCUGCGCGGGUCUAUCCAGGUAUGGAGUAAGGUCGGACGAGGAACGAAAGUGAGGGUUCAACUUCCCCUACUGUGCGCCAAUCCGGCAUCACCAACGGUGGCCAACGCGGAACAUGGCAGCAUUGACGCCUUCCGGGCAUCUGUCAGCGAACUCAUGGGUCUAAGAGUCAAACUGAUAGGAUUCCCUGAGGACUACGGAGUCAAAAUGCCCGACGAGUUGGCCAGCAACACCUCCAGCGAAGGAGCAUUGAUCACCAAUCUGUGCAGGGAAUGGCUUCAGAUGCAAAUCAUUGACCAGUCCAUCCCGGCCUCGCAACAACUCCUUCCCGACUUGGUUCUGUCAACAGAAAAGCAACUGGAGCAGCUUUUAAUGGAGCGCCGCCUGGGCAUCAUUAACACACCGGUAGUGGUGGUAUGCCGGAACGCGCUUAUUGCGCGCCAACUAGCUACCUCGGCACGAUUCACCGGCAAUCGCAUCAUAUUUGAGUUCAUCUCACAGCCGAUUGGUCCGAGGAAACUUGCCAAGGUGCUUUUGCUGAGCUUCAAAAGAUGGACGAAAAUGCAAGAACGGGCGAUACCAACUCCUACAAUGUUAUCCUUGGCCAGCCCAGAAGCGUCCAACGCGGGUGGCGACACGCCGACUGGGCGAGCACAAGACAGACUUACGGACGUGGGAAGCACCGAGGCCCUUCCAGAAUUUCCGACUGGAGAGGAUCUUCCCGAGAGGUUGGAGGAGUUGCCAAAUACCGAAGUCGAAGCAAAGCAGAGUGUGGAUGACCAAGUUGUGAAGGCGACGGAUACUGAGCCGAGGCCUGAGGAUAUCGCCCUACCAAACACGCCGGAGGAACAUCCCAAGAGACCAACGCUCGAGGGCCAAGACACCCCUCGGCUGUCCCAUAGACCAAAGAAGGCUAGAGGAGAUCGUCCCAAGUUUCUCCUGGUGGAUGACAACCCUCUCAACCUCAAGAUGUUGGCGACGUAUAUGACGAGGCUUGGACACGACUAUCGAAACGCGAAAGACGGGCAAGAAGCGUUGGACGAGUUCCGUUUAGCACCGGGCGAGUACCACUGUGUUCUGAUGGACAUCUCGAUGCCUGUAAUGGACGGUUUCGAGGCGACACGACGGAUCCGUGCUAUAGAGACAAAGGACAGCUUGUCACGCUGUCUGAUUAUCGCGCUUACGGGAUUGGCAUCUGCCAAUGCACAGCAAGAAGCGUUUGCGAGCGGCAUUGAUUUAUUCUUGACGAAACCAGUGCGGCUGAAGGAGCUGAGUAGAAUAUUAGAGAGCAGGGGUAUAGUAUAACAUGAUGAGCAAUGAGCGACGGAGAAAAGCGAUGGGGUUUCGCGCGGGUCAUACUCGCUUAGCGGGAGUUGGGAAGGGACCGCCAUGGCGGUUAGGAAAAGACUUUUGUGGAAAUGUCAAACAAUCGUAUGGAUUACAUGAGAUACCCCAGUGGCUGGAAUGCAUCACUGCAAUGACCCGGC
Molecule: messenger RNA, 5281 nt
Organism: Colletotrichum scovillei
Lineage: Eukaryota; Fungi; Ascomycota; Sordariomycetes; Glomerellales; Glomerellaceae
Product: hsp90-like protein
Exons: 3
Coding region: 1110-5099 (1329 amino acids)
Biological process (GO): phosphorylation; phosphorelay signal transduction system
Molecular function (GO): phosphorelay sensor kinase activity
Source: RefSeq, a predicted model, not a curated record